AUGAAGCGGGCAGUUGCGAAAUUCAUGCCCGGCAAGCUGACCAAGCCCCGGGCCGAAUCUCCCUCGACGUUUAAAAUUGACCACAACUCAGUCGAGGAUUUCUACAUUCUGCUCGACAACCCGCACAAGUCGUGGCUUCCUGGCGAAGAAAUCAGCGGCCAGAUUGUUCUAAUAAGCAGGAAAAACUUGGCCAACAUUGCCAUUGUGUUUUCCCUCUGUGGCUAUGUCAAGAUACAUGCUCUGCCUCAUUCCAAGCUUCGGCCAGUGAAGCAUACGCUCUUCAGCCAUACCAUCAAAAUCUACGGCCCGGAUGCCGACCACCCGCAAGCAGAAAACGCAAACGAGUUUGUGAAUGGGCUUUACAAAGGAGAGCACCGCUUCCCAUUCAUCGUCAAGCUCCCGAACAAGCGUGUGUUCACGUCGAUAGAUUUUGGCAAAGGCGCCAUCGUCUACGUGCUCAAGACUCAUUUAAGAUCGGCAACAGAUCUGAGCGGCGACACGCUGCUGCCCGGUUCCACUGCAAGCCCCGGCUCGACGGACAUUUUCUCCAUGACAAAAUCUUUGUCGAAACUCAGCACUCCUUCAUUCACGUCAGAGAAGUUCGUAAAUCUCAUUAACCCAAUUGACGUGUCUGAGCUACCGCCGCAGAAACCGAAAAGACUAAUCAUUAAAGACCCCAGAAGAAAGGGCAAGCCGCUGCGCGUGCUGUCCUCAAACGCUACGUUGAAUACGUUUUCCACUCUUUCAUCCAACGAUUCAGAUAGCAUAUCCACUGCCCUUACAAGCCCGAACCCGAUAACGCCGAACCUGAUGAACACCCAUGGGCCCAAUGGCCUGUCGCCCAAAACGAUCGAACCCCACCAGCAAAAGAACAUUCGGGUUUCGAUGGAAAUCUCCCAAAGAGGCUUCCUAAGAGGAGAGCUUAUCCCCAUCAAGCUAUCCAUUAAGCAUUUGCGGAAGAUUCAAGACUCAAAAGGAAUCAUUGUCACGCUAGUACGUGUCUGUCGUCUUGAUUAUGGCCCAGAUGGGUUCUACGAGUCAUUCAGAAAAGACUUGCAGCAACUGGUGAUCCCGCUUUUCGUAGAUCCUAACACAUUUUCUCUGGAGAUCAAUACGAGCUUACGUGUUCCGCCUGAUGCUUUCCCCACCAUUUCUGGGUGCCCCAUAGUGUCGUUCCAAUACUUUAUCGAAGUUAUGCUCAAUCUUUCUGGAAAGUCUUUGAGCUUGGAAGGCCCUAGUGAGCAUCCGAAAUCUUCUGUGGUGCCCCUCGAAGAACCCCUGAUGUCACCUGGUAAUAGCGGGAGCUACUCAUUCCACCCAUAUGCCAUUGCGCAGAAUAGGUCUGAUUUUAUCAACACCGACAAGUUCAAACGUCUGAAGAAGUUUCUCCAGAUUACAUCAGAAGUCAUCAUAGGCACACAUAGGCUGGAUAAAGCCAUGCUGGCAACAUCGCCAGACGCUUCGGCAUCUAUUGUCAAUUCGAGACGGUCGCUGGAUUCGACUAAUUCACCGGGCCAGUUUCAAACUUCUUCUCAGCCUCGGAGUCCAUCACAACUUCCACCGAUCCCUGAGUCUUUUCAAGUGGACAACUUUGCUGUGCCAUCGUAUAUUGAAACGACAAACCCUGCGAUCGAAGCACAUAAUGGUACUUCUGAAACCCAAAGUGCUCCAAUGUAUGAAGAUGUACCCGCGGUUCCCAUGCCCCAAACACAAGAAAACUUGUCGGAAAAAGAGCGUGUGCGGCAACAUGAAGCCAGCCUUAUGCCAUCAGAGCCUCAGUUUGGCGAUUCAGAAGGCGAACUGGAGACAGUUAGUCCUUUGGACCCAGAUAGCCAUAUUCUCGAUAGCUUGGUCGACGAGCCCAGUUUCGGUCACAUGUCUCAAUCAUACAGUUCACCUCUUGGCCAAGAAACCUCAUUGCUGCUACGACCUAAUGAAUCCGCGCAUGACUUAUAUCAAGCACCUCUUUCGCUGGCGCCUGAUCUCCAUGAAGGAAUAGGCCUGGAAGGGGCGAAGGACUAUGUUCCCAACUAUGAUAAUGCCGCUAACGACCAAUUGAUCAGUAGCACUGCUCCAGAGGGAAGCAGGUCGCAAGAAAACUGA
This is a messenger RNA of Clavispora lusitaniae ATCC 42720, 2103 nucleotides long. RefSeq names its product Rim8p (gene RIM8). Gene Ontology annotation, molecular function: protein-macromolecule adaptor activity; ubiquitin protein ligase binding. Gene Ontology annotation, cellular component: cytoplasm; plasma membrane; cytosol. NCBI's taxonomy places the organism in Eukaryota, Fungi, Ascomycota, Pichiomycetes, Serinales, Metschnikowiaceae. The record is from RefSeq and is a predicted model, not a curated record. Gene Ontology annotation, biological process: ubiquitin-dependent endocytosis.